Molecule: messenger RNA, 10896 nt
Organism: Porites lobata
Lineage: Eukaryota; Metazoa; Cnidaria; Anthozoa; Scleractinia; Poritidae
Source: the annotation of a GenBank genome assembly
AUGCCAUAUAAGUAUGGAAAUGCCCCAGGGUUGUUACAGGAAACUAUUAGUAAGAUAACGUACAAAAGCGAAUACACAACAAGUUUCAUAGGAGAACGUGUCCCGUUGCAGAACUUUCGCAUUCCGACAGGAUUAAAGAUGAUAACGGCAUGGGACGAAGCACGGAAGUCGGAAACUCCUCGUGCUAUCCAGUUGCCUUUUCACCACAGAAUAAAUUAUCCCGCAAGAACAAACGUUCAAGGAAUCCAGCCAUCACCAACAGCACGAGCUAAAAGUGCCCUUCAAAGGCCUUGUGGUAAUGCGUCUCAAAUUAGCCGAAGCAGUAGUCGUAGGCCUACAAGUUCGGUGUCGGCAUUCUCAAAGCGCCAGCGACCAAGUACCGAAGAUUUGGUACUACGACCCCAGAGCUUAGUCCCGCGAAGGCCUCAAAGCGAGCUUUCUCGUUUCUCAAAAGAAUUCCGCUACAUUGACAAACAGUGCUUCUUUCAUCCAGCCACCGAACCAAGUAGGAGCUCAGUCUUUAUAAUAAGCCCUGACUGGGUCUCUGAACGCAAGAAUCACUUUAUUCGCAAAAAUACUCUGUUUGGUUAAAAAUUCAACUUGAGAUUGAACUUGCCUUAAUGUUAUUACGAACUCGUAAUAAGAGGGUAAGCAGGGCUGAACUAGGUCGGUUUAUUUUGAGUAAUUCGGAUUCGUAUUCGUGGCCUUUUCAACUGCCGCCCCCUUCAACUCAUUUUGACAUCCUGUUGACAACUUGUUUGGUUUCAGUUUUCCCAACCAAUCAGAAAUAAAGUGUUGACAGCCUAAACACGACACUAAAGCUCGUGAUAUAAUGUAAAACGUGGCCUUGGCCGGAAUUGGAGUUUGCCUGAACAAACACAGAAUUUUUCCUUGUUGCUAUCUAGCGCAUAGGUGACUACACUGCGUUCUAAACUUGACUGAGUAGAUCUUAUUUUUGCUGCACUAAGUCUUACAUUUAUUUAGAGGUCAUGAAGUUGCAUGGUUUGUUUCAUCCAUAUUGAGUAAUUAUUUCCUGUGGUUAAUGCUUCUGUAUGUGUUGCUGAUUAGAAUUUUUGAUCUCAGAUGAAGUUGUAAAGUACUAAUUUCUUUGACCACUCUUAAAGCCUAAAGCUUUUUAUUACGGCUAAAUAAAUAUUUUAGCCUGUUUGGUCUUUUCCGACUAAAAUGCCUGGAUCUGGAUAACUACAUACCAAGGAGCCCUGGUUUGUAGUUUCUUUGCCCGUGAAUGUUUUGACUCAUGAAUGUUUUGUGUUAAGUGUUGUUUGGAGGAUGUUGUAUUUUUCCGUAUAGCGCGAUCUUCAGAUUUGAGUUGUCGCUUAAACUUAAGCUACACCAAGAGCCAUAAUAGGACAGAGAGGGACUCUCAGGGCGUUGGCCAGGAUAUCUUAAUUUCAAGAAAGCUAUUUUUAGAACUAUGCGGACCACGCGGAAACAGUUUCCGGUAAACUGGUUGACUUCCGGAAGACUCGCUUUCACGAUUUCAGCGCGCCAAAGCGAGGCGGCGUCAACAAAUAAAAAAAUGGCGGCACAAGUGGAGGGACGAUGUGGGGUUGAUAAACUGGCCUUCUUCAACAAAGAACCUACCAUGGAAACUGCUUAAAACUUCUACACAAAAGGGUCCUUUACAAGCAACGGUAGAAAUCGGUUAAAGCGACCGCGUGACCAUCGUUUUUGUUUGAACAGCUGGAAAGAGGACAAGUAGCAUUGCGGCCCGGAUAAGCGUUGAAGACAAAAUGCGCAGGUCCUACAAAUACGACCGUACAAGCAACGAUGUGGACGUAUUUUCUGUUGAAAGAGGAAGGGAAAGAACGUAUAAAGGUUUCCAGUAUUUUUGUCACGGACAAGACCGGGAAUCUUGUGGAACACACCUUUUCCUGCUUGACUGAUAUUUUGUUCCGCACUUCACAUAUGGACAAUUAGCAAUUCUUUAUUGAACACGAGGUUAAUAGAAGCGGAGGUUAAUGUUCCUAAAUCAGUAAAGAUACCAAAAAGCUCAAUUUGAUUGACCGAUCAAAUCAUGCGUGGAAAUCAACGCGCGACAACAUUUCCGAUAUCUGGCCAUCUAUAUUACUUUUUAGAGGGGAAAUUGUAAUCAUACAGGUUUUCGAUGACGAUAUUUCUUCUUUGGCCAUAGCAAAGACAGUAAAGAUCAUGCUCUUGCCAAAACUUGUUGACAAAAUUUCCAUGACAUCUGUCCUUUGAAGAAGACUGUAAAUGGUCAUUUCCUGUUUAGGCUUCAAUACAAUUGUCCUGUUUUCCGGUCAAAUAUUCAAGAUCGACGACGCUCCGGUCAACGCUUCUUUGAUAUUUUGAUUUUGUUUUGCGGAGAUGAUUUGUUCAGUCCCUCGAAACUCUCCCACGGGAGAUUACCAAAAUAUUUGAUUGACGGGCGAACAUUCUGAACCAAUCGGAACGAUCCGUACGCUGGCGUACGGACCGACUCAAACAAAGCUCCCCGUCCGUGCAGGCGGUUUCUCAAGUUGCUCCCUGCUCCCACACCAAUCUCCUCGCGGUUUUUGGCCCGCCUUUAUUAAGUAGCUCGUCCAACCAAAACCGCCAUGCUACGCAGGCUAAUCUAUUGAGCAAUAUUUAAAGAAACACUUGUCUUAAUUUCACGGCACCAAAGGUCACACAAGAGUCUUCUGUGCGAAGCGCGCGAUCUUUACACGCCCUAAGGGCGUAAGGCGUGUAGGAGGGGCGCGCCUCCAAUUUUCUAUGAGAAAAUCCCUGGGCUGUGAUUGGUCGUCUCCAGUAGCCGACUCCUGUCGUGAUCUAUCUAUAGGGGUGUUUUCGAGGCCCGCUGAGGAGUACACCAGGUUGAAGUGGACGGAACAAUAAGUCUUUGUAGAAGUUUUCUGCCCCUUGGCGUCUUUGAUUUUGAAAAUACAGCAUUUUGAAUUUCCCGAUUUUCACAGUGCGUUACACCACAGUGGUAGCCUCGGCAGAGAUGUUUGGUUAUAGAAAAGCUAUCUCCUUAUGAUUUUCAGCAGUUUAAGAGCGAAUGCACAGAAAAAUCGAGCAAACCGUGGCCACAGCUCAAAACCUAACCUACCCUCAUUUUAAGUCUGUAGUAUGGUUUUAAUGAAUUUAUAACACUUCUGAGGUUUAAAUUUCAAAAUGCGGCCGAAUUUGGGAAUUAUUUGAGAUUUUCGAUUUCAACGGUCUGCGGGCCUAAAAUUAGCCGCCGAACACGGCAAUAUAGCCUAGCGACAGAAAUGAGCUGACUUUCAUAAACGAGCGAAUAUAUUGGCAAUCUUCCACUUAAAUCUCAAAAAGCAGAUAUCUAACAAUUUCUAAACAGCACAUUUUUUUAGAUUUAGAGAAUAAAAUAUCGACGAACCAGCACAAUUUUGAAACGUAAUUUGCAUAAUGCUUAUAAAUACAACAAUUUACCGCUAAAACCAAAAUCGAAUUUUCUAUAUGGGGGAAUUCUCCAAAUCACCCCAAAUCCCGCUUACUACCUAAUGAGAUAUAGUACUUCAACAUUAUCUGAAAGUUAGUCUGGUGUUCAUGCGAACGCUUGUAAAAUAGAUUGAUUAUUUUGAGGUUAUUUUGCCCCAAACAACCGCUAAUUGACCCCAGGGUCCGUUGACACGUGCACGUCACCUUAGUUUUACGCAUCGAUUUGAGCUCGUUAAAAGGGAGAAACUAACAAGAUUCAUAUGUACCUGUUUUAAUGAAAUACACGCAAUCUUGAAAAGGAGAGGCCGUUCAAUGGGUAAUUUCUGUUCUUGAGAUCUUGUAGAUUGUACCAUGACGUCUGCGAGUGGACCUGAGUCCAGGUCUGUUUUCCCUUGACUGCGAAAUCAGAAUAACAUCAUGAAAUAAUUCCGCUCGAACCUUCGUAAAUGAAUCAGCUUUGCAGUGUCUUACCUGAGAUAAAAAGUGGGCCGAAUAGGAAAACAUUCUAGCGCAAUUUGGAUCCUUUGCAGCACGUAGUGUAUUUGCUAAGCGGCGACGGUAUCAAUGACUUUUAAUCCGAUUGCGUGACCAAGCAAUUAUCGAUUGUCUCCUGCGAAAAAUAAGUGCACGGGAAACCAAAGAUUUCGGGAUACAGUAAUGAUGAUUAGCAAACAUACUGUCCCACUUUUAAAAAUGGUACAGUAACUGAAUGUCAGCUGUUCUUCUGAUUUUACCCCCAACCCCGGACUGUUCAGAAGAUAUAUUUGCACUACGCAUGAAAGGCAAAUGGAUUAAAUUUUAAGGUUCAAGGCGGUUUUAAGGCAUGGGUUACCAGUGGAUUAGUCAGACUUGUCAUAAGGUGCAUUGAACAGAAAAUUACAGGCAUGAUAUCUCUGCUAUUGUAUGCCCGGCCCAUUAAGUGAUUUUCCAGCAAACAUUAUUUGUUGACUUUUUUACCCCAAAAGUUUUUUCCGUUCAAUUCUUAUCUAUGACAUCUAAACUUAGUUAAAUUUCUGUAAUUUGUUGUUAAAUGCAAUUCUGCAAACAACUAGGUAUUUAAUUUUGCGUAAAAGCUACAUGAAAUUGUACUGUUUAGCCGUAAAUCAUUAAAAAGAGAAAGCAUCACGCUUUCUCUUUUCAAGUCUAGUGGGACUUAAGCAAUGGCAUUGCUUAAGUCCUAGUAGUUGUACUCCAUGUCUGCUAAGGAGGAAAUAGUUUGCUCUUUUCAAGAAAUUGUUCUUGCCCAUUGCGGUUUCAAACGAAGGUUAGCAGCAAGUCUGUCGUGGUCAUAUACUGCUACUUCAGUGCAAACGAAGCAUAGGCGCACAAGUCAGCGCUUGCGUUUAGUCAGGUGCCGAAAAUGAAGUGGAAACUUAACCCCAAGGGCGUCCAUGUUCGCUCCGGCUCGAAAAGGUAGAAUCAGUUGUGCAGUAAAAACUAAUGCGAAAAACCUGCGGGGGCUGGGGAAAGAAAGGCUUCUAAUUUUUCUUUGGCUUGUUCUAUUUUCGCGACGUGGUACAGGCUACGAAAUACUGACAAGCUCAGUAUAUUUCUUCACCACCGAGAGUCACUUGCCCUUAGCCGGACACGCCCCUCACGUAUCAUGUUUCGUUCCUAAAGUUAUUUCAAAGCACAGAACCAAACCUAAUCAGCGGCCGAAGGCAGAAAGGGGGAUGAAAAAACGCAUGUCACAGCAUAUUUUGUAAGAAACUGGUAUCCUUGUGCCUAUCGGCUCAGGAACGAUUGAUCACUACUAGGAUUAAUAUCAGGGUUAGAAUUUGAGCUCUACAAUGGGAGGGAAGGAAGAAAAGGAAACCGCCGCGCACACCUGUUAAGUCUUUUAUAAACUUACUCGUCCUGACGGUUUCAAAGAAGGGCGUUGUGGCUGCUAUUUAAUUUACAGUGUCUGUUGCUGGUGUCUAAUUAAUCUUACAGCAACUGGAAACGUGGCCACGCCUGCUGAAACUGAGAUUGCUUGUACGAUGAACGGCUAUAGUUUGGUAUAUUCACGAGCGCGUUUUGUCCAGUGAACUGAGUGCGCAGGUUUUCUUAACCAAGGGAUGGGGUGGGUCAAGUGAAUAGUUCUGGGAACGUUUGCUCUCUUUGGGGGGGGGGGGUAUAUUUGUUGAUAUCGGGAUUUCUGGCCUGGAUAGAGUCGUUGUAAAGCGCGCUAUUUUUGCUUCGGAGUAUCGGUUUACGGGAAGGUGAGCAAGGAAAAGUCAAUGGUGCAUUUAUGGAAUAAUAAUAGAGAUUCUCAUGGUCUAACGGUGCGAAGAUAAAACUUCUGGUAAGCUGGCAACGAUCAAGGCCCGCAUUAUAAUUCAUGAUAAUUGAAGGUCAUGAUGUGGAAAAAGCGACCGAAAUGGUGGAUGCUAUGCAAUCCUCUCGGGUGGGGGCGGCGUACCUGGCCUUAACGGUUCCCCCUGCGACAGAAAGCAAGCAUGCCCAGAUUGUCCACGGGCUGCUAAAUGAGACCGUCCCUUUCUUAGUACCCGUUCCCUGUCUUAUAAUUAGACCCGGGCAAAUUUCUCGAGUUUGCACCAUCAUUUUGAGCUUAAAGCUUCCAAAGUCCAACAAUAAUAGCGCAUGUUCGCGACGGUUUUUUAAGUCAGUCAAGUUCUUAAACCAGGUCUUAAACGGCCAGUUUUAAGUGUCGAUAACAGUUAAAAAGGCUUACAAGCCUCAUGCAAAAGACAGUGGGAAGGAAGUGCUCAUCGGUGAUGGGGAAAAAGGAGUACCCCACAGUUAUUUAGGGGUGGAUCUUUCGAAACAUUCUUAUACUCUUGGACAGAUAUGCAUUGUUUAAAGUUUUAGACAAACCAGGAGUAAAUUUAUAGUAACAAACUGUUAAAUAUACAUCAGCAAGAUUUUUGCGAAUCCUAUUUUUCGCUGGAGACUAUCGUUUACUGGCUGGUCACGCAAUCAAAGGGAACGUACUUUCCCACGUUUGUUUACUCACCUUUCGCUCAGCAAUACACUGCGUUCCACAAAAGGAUCCAAAUUGCGCUAGAAAUGUUUUGCUAUUCGGCCCACUUUUUAUCUCAGGUAAGGCACUGCAAAGCUGAUUCACUUACGAAGAUUCGAGGGAGAAUUAUUUCUUGAUUACGCUGAUUUCGCAAUCACGGGAAAACAGACCUAGACUCAGGUCCACUCGCAGACGCCAUGCUGCAAUCUACAAGAUCUCAAGAACAGAAAUUACCCAUUGAACGGCCUCUCCUUUUCAAGAUUGCGUGUAUUUCAUUAAAACAGGUACAUAUUAAAAGAAUCUUGUUAGUUUCUCCCUUUUAACGAGCUCAAAUCGAUGCAUAAAACUAAGGUGCACGUGUCAAUUGACCCUGGGGUCAAUUAGCGGUUGUUUGGGGCAAAAUAACCUCAAAAUAAUCAAUCUAUUUUACAAGCGUUCGCAAGAACACCAGACUAACUUUCAGAUAAUGUUGAAGUACUAUAUCUCAUUAGGUAGUAAGCGGGAUUUGGGGUGAUUUGGAGAAUUCCCCCAUAUAGAAAAUUCGGUUUUGAUUUUAGCGAUAAAUUGUUGUAUUUAUAAGCAUUAUGCAAAUUACGUUUCAAAAUUGUGCUGGUUCGUCGAUAUUUUAUACUCUAAAUCUAAAAAAUGUGCCGUUCAGAAAUUGUUAGAUAUCUGCUUUUUGAGAUUUAAGUAGAAGAUUGCCAAUAUAUUCGCUUGUUUAUGAAAGUCAGCUCAUUUCUGUCGCUAGGCUAUAUUGCCGUGUUCGGCGGCUAAUUUUAGGCCCGCAGACCGUUGAAAUCGAAAAUCUCAAAUAAUUCCCAAAUUCGGCCGCAUUUUGAAAUUUAAACCUCAGCAGUGUUAUAAACUCAUUAAAACCUUAUUACAGACUGAAAAUGAGGGUAAGUUAGGUUUUGAGCUGUGGCCACGAUUUGCCGAUUUUGCUCGAUUUUUCUGUGCAUUCGCUCUUAAACAUUUUAAGCGGUACAAAACGUGUUUAUGCGAAUGCUAAUUUGCUUACAAGCAAAAGAAAGUAUUUUUAUCGCAAAAGUAAAAACCUGAUGUCUUUGUUGAUUUCUGGUAACCAUAUUGGUGUCCCAUGUUGGUACACCAGCAUGGCAUCUCCAUACAAAGCUCUAGAAACUUGCGUGAAACGUUUCGGUAAACAACUAAACAACGGUGCGCCGAACAGUCGACGUGAGGCUUGGAUAUGUUGCACAUUUAUGAAUCUUCUGGGACAUUUUUUUUCCUUGCUUCUUUCGUUUAAUGGUUUCAAAGUUUUUUUUUUAUUUUUUAUUUUCAUUGCGUGACAUUGAAAACACUCUAUAGUGACAGCUGAUGCUUUCUAGGAAAUGUUUUGUCCUUACCUUAUUUUGAAUUCAACUGUAAUAUAUAGCUGAACCGAAACAAAGCAAAAUAUAAUUGGAAUGGAAUAUGUAAAGGAAGUCACUCUUCCUCAGUAGUGCUUUGCCGAUUGUGCUGAUAUACUGUUUGGUCAAUUGCAAGAGAACAUAAUAUCGCUUCAUGUGAGGGGAUGUAAGCCAGUAUUUCCACGCCGUGGAUUUCAGGUAUUGGAACUUGCAUUCGGGUUUCCAGUCGUUGGUGGGGUUCCGGAUUCCUUGAGCUGCAUUCCAGAUUCCAAAGUCCAGGAUUCCUCACCCUACAAGCAAAACUUUCCGGAUUCCCUUACAAGGAGCGAACAAAAGAUUAUGUUUUCACGUUCCUUGGUAUAACUGGGAAAAAUUAUAAGGAGCAUAAUUUUCUGUAACAGCACUGCUCAAACCGUGAUAAUACGAAUAUCGUGGUAAAUUCAAAAGACAAAACGAAAAAAAAAAACCUUUUCAUGUUUUUUUUUUUCUGUUUGUAAAGCCUCAUAUAUUUUACGAGAAUUUUGACUUUCGUAAAUAAAUAAAUAAAUAAAUAAAUAAAUAUAAUUUAAUCACUUAUAUUACGCAGGUAUUCAUAAAAAUAAUCAAAUGCGCAUUACAUAAAAAAGCAUGGAAAAAAAUCUAUUUACAAUAAGUAAGAUAAGAAUAUAUACGCUUCCGCCAUAAAAAUCUAAAAUAUCGAUAAGAAACAAUUAAAAUUCAUUCAACCAUACUCAAACUUGAAAAGGUACGUCUUAAGAUUACUCUUAAAAGUUUUUUUUCAGUCCAGAGGCACACAACGAUGGUUUCGUCCUAUAAUAUUUUACCCGUUGCUGAUUGGACAUCCAACCUCCUCCUUAUAGGGCUUUUCCCCUAUAAAAGGUUGCAGUUGCAUGGUGACCUAGAUGCUCCAAUGCAAACGAACAAAAUGCAACAUAUCCCAUUGGUUGACAGACAAAAAGUAUGCCGACAUUAAAGAGAAGGAAAAAAAGAAAAGCCAAACGAAGAAAGGAACUGAAUGGUAAUAGGUGGUGAAUGAUUAGCUAACGGGGACACCUGUUCGAUUCCGUCCCACAUUGUCACGAAUAAAGAAAAUCGCGAUCGUCUACUUUUAAAGGUGAACCGGGAUGAAAACUUCGUCAAAAGGUUUGUUUUUUUUGCAGAAAUGAAUCCAGAAAAAUGCGUCUAAAUCUGCAAUGUUUAUAAAUUGCCUCGUUUUCUGCUCUUGAUUAAGUCCGACGAUAGUUAGCAGUAAAAUGAAAAACCAAAAACGCAUUCAUCGGGGGCACCCAACGACAAGUUUCGGAAAGUAUCUGUUCGGAAGACGAUUUGAGAUCUAGAAUUUUCGGAACAGUUUUUGUAAAAUUUCUUUCUUUCCUGCCUCUCCUGGGAUUUUCGUACAUUUAAAACAUCAAUGGUAUAACUGUACAUUUUUAACCGAUUUUUACCCUAAAAAGGUCAGCUAGAAUUUUCGGGAGCCUUUUUUCUGGCUGAAAUUUUCGAAAAGGUAAGUUUUGAUCCCUAUAAUUUUCGAAACACUGUAGACUUUCAGCUAGGAAAUCCGAACAGAUGAAAAAUUCUUAGGGGAUAAAAAUAUGCCUAUAUCUACCGUUUAAAGUUACCAAAAUACGUUUAACAAUGCUAUGUUUAAGCGGUUUUGAACUGUAUUCUCGUUGGGUGCCCCUGAUUCAUUGGUUUUCCUUCUGAGAGAAUCACUUGAUUUCUUUCGUUUUGGAGUUCCUAUUAAUAUUAAAUAUGAUAAGAGCUGAUGACUGGCGAUGCUAAUUUUCAAGUAACCAGCUACUCUAUGAAAAAAAUGUUGAACUCAGGAUGGCAUUACAACUUCCCUCUUUCAACAUUGUCCAUCAUUAAAGACUGAUUGAUUUUAUGAUCGGCUUUUUUCCAUUGAAGAACACUCAGCAGGGCAAUGGGUCAAUAUUCUCUACGGGAGUCUUUCUAUCGUUUGAUCAUCUGAGAAUAUGUAAAGCUGAAAUUAUUCUAAAACUUGAAACGUAAAGAAGACAAUAAAUAAUAGUAUAUUUUUGGUCCCUUUAAAUUUUAUUUCAACGGCAAAACCGUUUUCAAUUGAAGUAAAAAAACAAACAAACAAACAAACAAACAGAACAAAAUUCUUUACCCAGUGGGUAUAAUGUACCGUGGUGAGGCCAUAUGUGUGAUUAGUUUUUAUUAUAAUACCUGUUUAGUCGUGUCAUUGCAGGUUGUCGAAGUACAUGACUGAGAGCAUUGUUCAUCUAGACGUUUGCCAUUAAAAAUUUAUUACAUAAAUUAAGAACGCACAUAUCUGGUCAUAGAUUCAUAGCAACCAGCUUCGUUUACAAUUAAGUCAUUCAGAAACACCGUUACAUGAAAUAACUUCAAAAAGCAACGUCUCUUGAGUAAGUACAUGCUAUAAGGAUGGCGAGUGCGGUUAAAAACUGGCUUGUUAGCUAGCCUCAGGGGCUUGAAACGAAGUCCAAAGUUGCCUCAGUGUCGAUGUUAGUGAAUUGCCGAAGAAAGUCACUUAGUUAAAAGUUACAAUCCAUAAUCAUUUCUGUGGUACUGGUGCCCAACGCAGCCAUAACGUCAAUUUAAUUUUCCACCUUGGAAUCAAGAACUGUUUCUCAACAGCAUUCAGCUCUAGUAACCUCAAAUAUGUAACUUUUGUAUCCAGGAUAUAAGGCGUACUUCGACAAGUUCGACACCAAAUCAUUUCAAACCGAAUAUACCACGAGAGACUGCAACUCCAAGGAACCCUUGCUACACAGUCAAAUACCAAAGCACCCAUGGAGUGAACCCCGCCGUCCUCCAGCAGCCAGUAGGUACAUAUCGUAUGGAGCUGCAGCCAAACCGACACAUCUAAGGCCACCGUUUGCGGCGCGAAUGUUAAGUUAUGUCCCGGAUGCCGAGGGAAAAUAUACUGAGCAAAAAUCACCUCAUGCAGGGAAAGAAAAAUCGCGUCGGCUCAUGUAUUCCUUUGAUAAAAGAGAAUCUUUCAGAGAAACGCAUUUAACUGAUCUAAGACCAAAAUGUUCUGGCGAUUUAAAUACAGUGCUUACUACCCAGUCGUCAGAAAACGGCUCACCCAAGAAGAAUUUGGCAGACGGUCAAGUGUUACAGAAGCUGGGAGUUUCAUCCCCACACGCC